This is a messenger RNA of Babesia sp. Xinjiang, 381 nucleotides long. RefSeq lists its product as uncharacterized. The record is from RefSeq and is a predicted model, not a curated record. The transcript has 4 exons. NCBI's taxonomy places the organism in Eukaryota, Apicomplexa, Aconoidasida, Piroplasmida, Babesiidae. Bases 1 to 381 code for a protein of 126 amino acids.
AUGAGUGCAGAACAACCAUCCAACGCUCGUGUGAGGCCAUCAGGUCGGCCUCGCGCGUCAGGGCGGAGGGUUACCUUUAGCCAAAUAUGCGAAAUCAUCCCGACACGUGAAGAGCGUAUUAUCAUCAUGGAACAAGACAAUGAUGUGACAUUCCCACUUAUCGCAUUCUUUGUUGCUUUCUUCUUGCCUUUUGUCGGCUGCAUCGCAUAUGCACUUUGCAAGGAUUCAAGACGGGAUUCUCCUCGUUACUACUGGGCGAACCGAGCAUUGCAAGUUGGAACUGCUUUGAGCAUCUUAUACAGCUUUGCCAUAUGUUCUGUUAUGCAAUACUACGCGCUGUACUACAAGCCAGGGGACGUCAUGGUGUUGUAUUACCAAUGA